Messenger RNA from Aedes aegypti (yellow fever mosquito), 1287 nucleotides. RefSeq names its product alpha-tocopherol transfer protein. Gene Ontology annotation, molecular function: phosphatidylinositol bisphosphate binding. The record is from RefSeq and is a predicted model, not a curated record. NCBI's taxonomy places the organism in Eukaryota, Metazoa, Arthropoda, Insecta, Diptera, Culicidae. The coding region runs from base 120 to 1115 and encodes 331 amino acids. Gene Ontology annotation, cellular component: membrane. The transcript has 2 exons.
UAAAUCCGAGAGACGACCAGCAGUCAGUUGGUCAUCAACCCUCACCCUUAACAGCAGCUCUCUGUGAUAAGCUUUGUUGUGAGCUGUGUAUCGUCCCAAAUCGAGUUCAAAGUUAGAAAAUGUGCGCCGAAGAUAGUUAUCUGUUCACUGUUCCCAGUGUGGAAAAGGCUCCGGAAAAGUAUGACGAUCGCGUCGCCGAGUUAAACGAGUUCUACAAGAAUAUUGCUUCGGAGCAGCUACGCGAGGACGAUGCCAUGCGCCAACAAGGUCUGGAGCAGUUGCGCGACUGGAUCGCAAAGCAUCCACAUAUCAAGAAGUGUCGUACGGAUGCACCCUUCCUGUUGCGAUUCCUACGUGGCAAGAAGUACUCAAUCAACACUGUUACGGAGACCCUGGAACGGUACUUGGUGGCUCGUAUGAUGUACCCGCAGUGGUUCACCAAGCUGGACAUCGAAGAGCCGCAGCUUUCGGCCCUGGUUGACACCGGAUACUUGUUCCCGCUUCCGGAACGGGAUGCCCAGGGUCGUGCUUUGAUCUUCAACGACACCGCCCAGCUGGAUCCAACGAAGUUCACUGCAGCAGAUGUGCUCCGCAUCCACAUGUUGGUCAACGAAUCGUUCUUCGACACCAACGAAGUCCAGUGCGCCGGCCUGGUUCUGGUUUACGAUCUCUCCGGAAUGACCAUGUCUCAGUUGAGCUUGGUCACUCUAAGUGAAAUCCGGGUGCUGGCGUCGUUUCUGAACAAAGCCUUCCCGCUGAGAAUUCAGGAGUUCCACUUUGUCAACACUCCUUCGGCUACGCUUACCAUCGCUAACUUUGCACUUGCCUUACUCAGUGAAAAGCUGCGUGAACGAGUCUUCUGCCACAAAAACUGGGACGAGUGCUACACCAAGCUGGAUAAGAACCUGCUGCCAAAGGAAUACGGUGGUAAGACCCCUCGAGCGGAAAUGAUUGGUGCCUUCAAGAAGCGUUGCCAGCAAAUGCGCGGCCGCAUGCAGCUGAACGACGAGAUGGAAAUUGAAGUCAGCAAGGAUUCCAAGUAUUGGCAGGAAAAUUCGGAUGCUGAGAUGGAGAGCGGAGCCGUUGGAACUUUCCGUCAGCUGACUGUUGAUUAAACUGGGGAGUGUGAAAUAAGGCUUAUGGUAUUGUUAUAUGUGUGUGUUUGUGUGCAUCUUGAAAUAGGGUACAAACCGAUUCGCCUUCGAUGUUGAAGGUGGUUAUCAUUCAACUGAAAUGUUAUUGAGUAGAAUAAUAAACUAGAAGCAAUCUGUUGAAGUUCAAAACAUA